Aaosphaeria arxii CBS 175.79 is the source of this 1118-nucleotide messenger RNA. RefSeq lists its product as uncharacterized. The transcript has 3 exons. The coding region runs from base 262 to 759 and encodes 165 amino acids. Gene Ontology annotation, molecular function: oxidoreductase activity. The record is from RefSeq and is a predicted model, not a curated record. Lineage: Eukaryota; Fungi; Ascomycota; Dothideomycetes; Pleosporales.
CUUGAUCUUCACGAGAUAUCAAUCUCCAUGUUCUAGCCCCGACCAACUUGAAUAACUCCAAGACAUCAUGUUGUGGGGUAAAGGCCCACAAGACGGUUCCUGAACACACCCCGGAGAUGCUUACCCAGAGCCAAGGUUAUUAGUGCCACUCAUAACAACACCCCAUCUUGCAGAGUCUCAAAUAUAAACUCAGUCUGAUUGAUAUUGUAGAAGUAUCUUACUCUUUCCUACUUCCUUCAACCCGACAAGUCUUUAAGAAAAAUGGAUAAACACGACUUCAAUUUUCCCCAUCUGCGACCCGACCAACCCCAGAACGACCAGCCAUAUGUACGACUAAUGAUAUUCUUCAACAAGCGUGCAGACAUCACCGAGGAGCAGAUGAACGACUGGUGGAGGAGCGUGCAUGCAGAUCUGAGCAUGUCUGUGCCAGGCUGGAGUGCUCACUGUUCAAGAUAUAUCCAGUUUCGGCAACCAUCUAAACUCAGAGAGCAAGCUAAGUCAUGCGGGAUGGACAUAUUGGAGUACGAUGCUAUGGGAGAGAUGCAUGUUAAGAGUCUGGACGAUUGGCUUGAGUUCUCGGCCAGUCCCGCCUUUUCGAAGAAGUUAGUCGAAGAUGGUAAGAACUUCAUGGAUGGAAAUAUUAAAGUCAUGAUUGGCCACGACAAUCUUGUAUUCGGGGCCACGACGGCGAGGAGUAGCGGGUCAGACGGCAUUCUGAUUGACGACAAGAGAUUGAAGCCUGCUGAAUCGAAGCUUUAGACACUGAUGGGGACUCGAGAUGUUUGAUUGUCUAGCUGUUCAAUCUUUACUGCAUCAAUUCAAGAAAAGUCUUGGCAAUGCUUGUUUGGGAAGAUGAAGCAUUCGAAGAUCUCAUGGACAAUUGGAACACAACGAAGGCAUAUGCGAAGCUUUCUCGAGAUCAAUCAAAGUACUACGAAAUGUAAGAGGUGGUUGGUGUCCUCUCAGGGUCUAAAGCUUUUGAAAAGAUAGCAUCCUUUGUACAAUCCGUUGUGCAACCCGAUCCAGCAGAAUCACGGAUAAAGCAGAUUCUUAGUUCCUGUACCAUUGCUGUAUUGAUCUAUAUGACAUGCACGCUACAAAUGCUAAUAACCCAAUUA